GUGAAAACCACAAUGAAUGGUCAUAUUUCUAAUCAUCCCAGUGGCUUUGGAAUGUAUCCAUCUCAAAUGAAUGGCUACGGAUCAUCACCCACCUUUUCCCAAAUGGACAGAGAACACGGUUCAAGAACAAGUGCAAAGGCCCUCUAUGAACAAAGGAAGAGUUAUGCCCGGGACAGUGUCAGCAGCGUGUCCGACACAUCCCAAUACCGUGUUGAGCACUUGACUACCUUUGUUCUGGAUCGGAAAGAUGCAAUGAUAACUGUGGAUGAUGGAAUAAGGAAGCUGAAAUUGCUUGAUGCCAAGGGCAAAGUGUGGACUCAAGAUAUGAUUCUUCAAGUGGAUGACAGAGCUGUGAGCCUGAUUGACUUAGAAUCAAAGAAUGAACUAGAGAAUUUUCCUUUAAACACAAUCCAGCACUGCCAAGCUGUGAUGCAUUCCUGUAACUAUGAUUCAGUUCUUGCCCUGGUGUGCAAAGAGCCAACUCAGAACAAGCCAGAUCUUCAUCUUUUCCAAUGUGAUGAGAUUAAGGCAAACCUCAUUAGUGAAGACAUUGAAAGUGCAAUCAGUGACAGUAAAGGAGGGAAACAGAAGAGGCGGCCCGAAGCCCUGAGGAUGAUUUCAAAAGCAGACCCUUGUAUACCGCCUCCACCAAGAGCUCCUGCCCCAGUGCCCCCUGGGACUGUUACCCAGGUGGAUGUUAGAAGUCGUGUGGCAGCCUGGUCUGCGUGGGCAGCUGACCAGGGGGACUUUGAGAAGCCAAGGCAGUAUCAUGAGCAGGAAGAAACGCCUGAGAUGAUGGCAGCCCGAAUUGACAGAGAUGUGCAAAUAUUAAACCACAUUUUGGAUGAUAUUGAAUUUUUUAUCACAAAACUCCAAAAAGCAGCUGAAGCAUUUUCUGAGCUUUCUAAAAGGAAGAAGACUAAGAAAGGUAAAAAGAAGGGGCCAGGAGAGGGCGUUUUAACUCUGCGGGCAAAACCUCCUCCUCCUGAUGAAUUUAUUGACUGUUUACAAAAGUUUAAACAUGGAUUUAACCUUCUGGCCAAACUGAAGUCUCAUAUCCAGAAUCCGAGUGCUGCAGAUUUGGUUCAUUUUUUAUUUACUCCAUUAAAUAUGGUGGUGCAGGCAACAGGAGGUCCUGAACUAGCCAGUUCAGUACUCAGCCCCCUGUUGACUAAGGACACAAUUGAUUUCUUGAAUUAUACUGUCAACGCUGAUGAAAGGCAGCUUUGGGUGUCACUGGGAGAAACUUGGAUGAAAGCCAGAGCAGAGUGGCCAAAAGAACAAUUUAUUCCACCAUAUGUUCCACGGUUCCGCAACGGUUGGGAGCCCCCAAUGCUGAACUUCAUGGGAGCACCGAUGGAACAAGAUCUUUAUCAGCUGGCUGAGUCUGUGGCAAAUGUAGCAGAACAUCAGCGCAAACAAGAGACAAAAAGAUUAUCCACAGAGCAGUCCAGUGUAUCAGAGUAUCCUCCACCUGAUGGGUAUGCAUUCAAUAACAUGUACACAAGAGUGCCCCAUCUGGACCAAGGGGAAGCUGCUGUGGCUUUUAAGCCAACUCCUAAUCUCCACGUAGAUAGAAAUUAUGAUCUACUGAAAGCACAACCCAAGAAGUAUGCCAAAUCCAAGUAUGACUUUGUGGCAAGGAACAACAGUGAGCUCUCAGUUCUAAAAGAUGAUAUUUUAGAGAUCCUUGAUGAUAGAAAACAAUGGUGGAAGGUUCGAAAUGCAAGUGGAGACUCUGGAUUUGUGCCAAAUAACAUUUUGGAUAUCGUGAGACCUCCAGAAUCUGGAUUAGGGCGUGCUGAUCCACCAUACACGCAUACCAUACAGAAACAAAGGAUGGAAUAUGGUCCAAGACCAACGGAUACUCCCUCUGCUCCAUCACCUCCUCCAACACCUGCUCCUGUUCCUGUACCCCUUCCUCCUUCUACUCCAGCACCUGUUUCUGUGCCAAAGGUCCCAGCAAAUGUAACCCGUCAGAACAGCAGCUCCAGUGACAGUGGUGGUAGUAUUGUGCGAGAUAACCAGAAACACAAACAACUUCCGGUCGACCGAAGGAAAUCUCAGAUGGAGGAAGUGCAGGACGAGCUCAUCCACAGACUCACCAUUGGUCGGAGUGCCGCACAGAAGAGGUUCCACGUGCCACGGCAGAACGUGCCAGUUGUCAACAUCACUUAUGACUCCACACCAGAAGACGUGAAGACGUGGUUACAGUCAAAGGGGUUCAGCCCUGUGACUGUCAAUAGUCUUGGAGUAUUAAACGGUGCACAGCUUUUCUCUCUCAAUAAAGAUGAACUGAAGACAGUCUGCCCUGAAGGGUCCAGAGUCUUUAGCCAAAUCACUGUACAAAAAGCUGCGCUAGAGGAUAACAGCGGCAGCUCCGAGUUGCAAGAAAUCAUGCGAAGACGACAGGAAAAAAUCAGUGCUGCUGCUAGUGAUUCGGGAGUGGAAUCUUUUGAUGAGGGGAGCAGUCACUAA
Molecule: messenger RNA, 2478 nt
Organism: Puma concolor (puma)
Lineage: Eukaryota; Metazoa; Chordata; Mammalia; Carnivora; Felidae
Gene: EPS8
Product: EGFR pathway substrate 8, signaling adaptor
Biological process (GO): regulation of Rho protein signal transduction; positive regulation of ruffle assembly; Rho protein signal transduction
Cellular component (GO): plasma membrane; ruffle membrane; vesicle
Molecular function (GO): actin binding
Source: RefSeq, a predicted model, not a curated record